This is a messenger RNA of Parasteatoda tepidariorum (common house spider), 2267 nucleotides long. RefSeq names its product eukaryotic translation initiation factor 3 subunit b (gene eIF3b). Gene Ontology annotation, biological process: translational initiation. Gene Ontology annotation, molecular function: translation initiation factor binding; RNA binding; translation initiation factor activity. NCBI's taxonomy places the organism in Eukaryota, Metazoa, Arthropoda, Arachnida, Araneae, Theridiidae. The record is from RefSeq and is a predicted model, not a curated record. Gene Ontology annotation, cellular component: eukaryotic translation initiation factor 3 complex.
GAAUUUUGUUGGCAUCAGCAUUUAUCACCACGACCACAACGAAAAUAUACGCAUGGAGAGUUAUGGCAGCCGACCGCGAUUUGCUUAAUCCAGAAUCUAACCAAAAUCAUAAUACUUAUAGCAAAAUGAAUUUUGAUAAUCUGGAUGAAGAGGAACCAAGUUACAGUGAUCCCGAGGAUUACGUUGAUGAUAUCUCUGACGAAGAGUUGCUGGGUGACUUACUUAAAAAUAAGCCUAAGGAAACCGAUGGUGUUGAAUCUGUUAUCAUUGUUGAUGGAGUCCCGAAAGUUGGCCCGGAGAGAGUCGAAAAGCUAAAGAAUGUCCUGCAUAAAUUGUACUCAAAUUUUGGAAAAAUUGUUACAGUGGAUUAUCCUUUAGAUGAAAAUGGUGUCACAAAAGGGUAUGUAUUCUUUGAGUUUGUUUCACCUGAGCAUGCAAUUGAGGCAGUAAAAGCCACAAAUGGUUACAAAUUAGAUAAGCACCACAGCUUUGAUGUCAACUUAUUCACUGACUAUGCAAAGUAUGAAAAUAUUCCAGAUGAAUGGGAACCACCUUCUCCACAACCAUAUGUAGAUCAUGGAAAUUUGAACUACUUUUUGUUGGAAUCAGAUGCAUGUGAUCAAUUUAGUGUUAUGUAUGAUGGAGGUGCUAAAACAGCCAUUUAUUUGAAUACAAACCCUGAACCAUCUCUUCUGCAAGAGCGAGAAUCAUGGACUGAAACCUAUGUUGAAUGGUCACCUUUAGGAACAUAUUUAGCAACAUUUCAUCCUAGGGGAGUGGCUCUUUGGGUCGGUGAAAAAUAUGAACAAUUCCAACGUUUCAGCCAUAACAAUGUUCAAUGCAUCAGCUUUUCCCCAAAUGAAAAGUAUUUAGUGACAUUCAGUAAUAUCCCAGAAUCCAGAGAUGACCCUCAUUGUAUAAUGAUUUGGGAAAUUAGAACUGGUAUCAAAAAGAGAAGUUUCCAUUCUGAGUCCCAUCCAUUAUCCACGUGGCCUAUGUUCAAGUGGAGUCAUGACGACAAAUACUUCGCCAAAAUUGGAAAAGAUGUUUUAAGCAUAUAUGAAACUCCAUCUUUUGGUCUCUUAGGAAAGAAAAGUAUUAAAAUCACUGGUAUUAAAAAUUUCACUUGGUCCCCCACAAGCAAUAUUGUAGCUUACUGGGUAGCUGAAGAAAAAGAUGUACCUGCAAGAGUAACUUUGUUAGAAAUUCCAAGCAGAGUAGAACUUAGAUCAAAAAAUCUUUUUAGUGUAGCAGAUUGCACAAUGCAUUGGCAAAGAUGUGGAGGAUAUCUAUGUGUAAAAGUUGAUAGGUACACAAAAGCUAAAAAGGAAAAGAAUGAAUGGAAGUACAGUGGAAUGUAUUACAAUUUUGAAAUUUUCCACAUGCGAGAAAAGAAUAUACCUGUUGACAGUGCAGAAAUAAAAGAAAAUAUAACAGCUUUUGCCUGGGAGCCUGUUGGUAAUAAAUUUGCAGUUAUUCAUGGAGACAGUCCUCACAUUACUGUAAGUUUCUAUGGUAUUAAACCUGGUGGAACAGUUAGCUUACUUAAAAAAUUUGAGAGGAAGCAAUGUAACCGAAUCUUCUGGUCACCUAAUGGACAAUUCGUAGUGCUUGCUGGAUUACGAUCAAUGAGCGGGAGGCUAGAAUUUGUUGAUACGUCUGAUUUCACUAUAAUGUCUGGAAAUGAGCAUUUUAUGGCUACUGAUAUUGAAUGGGACCCUACUGGGCGAUAUGUAGUUUCUGGUAUCAGUUGGUGGAUGCACAAGGUGGACAAUGCCUUCUGGAUGUGGUCUUUCCAAGGACGGUUACUUAGGAAGCACGAUUUAGAAAGGUUCUGUCAAUUACUGUGGAGGCCCAGGCCACCAACACUAUUGUCUGAAGAAAAAAUCAGGGAAAUAAAGAAAAACCUUAAGAAGUACAGUGCACAGUUCGACAUCAAGGAUAGAAUGACUUUGUCCAAAGCAUCAAAAGAAAUUGUGGAAAAACGAAGGAAACUGAUAGAAGACUUCAAGAGUAUUAGGCAAAAGAGGUUAGAUGAAUUUAAUAGCAGAAAAAAGCUUAGGCUUGAAUUGCGUAAUGGUAUUGAUACAGAUGAACUUGAUGCAGAAUCUGAAAAUCUUGAAGAGGAGGUUGUAGAAUUUCUUGUAAAGGAAGAAGUUAUUGUACUAGACGAAGAAUAAACUAUAUGAACAAGUGAACUUUUAGGACUGGAAAAUUUUUUAACAUUUUGUAGACAAAAGUCAAUAAACAUCUGUUUCUGUUUUCCA